AUGUUAAAAAUUAAUCUAAGUUUGCUAAUUACUAUUCUUCUAACUUGUUUAAAGUAACAUUAAUUGUUAUAAUAGACAUGUUAAUUCAAGUUGUAAUUACAUAGGCUCAGGGUCUACAAUAUUAAGUCUUACCAAUCCUGAGUAGGAAAUAGAUGUAAAGUUAGAAAAUAGAAUUUUAAACUCUAAAGAAAACGUAGGCUAUGGUUUAUGGUUAAAAUACUAGCCAUUCAUUCCAAUUUCAGACAUAAGUAUUAUAUAUUGAUAGAUAUAUUUUAUUAGGUUAUUCAGGUAAGGGAUAUUAGUCAACAGUAUAAUUUAUAUAUUUUAUGUAAUAGAAAGAGACAAAAUUUAAUGUGUUAACUUUGUAUAUUCAAAUCGACUCUUAAACUUAGACAAUCACACAUAAUAUUUUUUAUUCAUUUAAGAAAUCUACUGGGACUUUAGUAUUUAAUUUUGAAUAUGAGAAUUAUGAAGGUAGAUGGAUAUUAUUCUAUUUCUAUUGUAAUCUUUCAUCAGAAUUUACAAUUAUAGGUUUUUAUGAAUAAGAAUAAACAAUAAAAAAGAAAACCUAAAUAGUUAGCGAUAUGCCUGCCUAUGUUUAAUGGAUGAGACAUACUAUAGGAGGGAAAUAAGAUAUAAUAAAUUAACUUGGAGAAUAUUUAAAACUAUCCUAAUUCAAAGGUAGGAUAUCUUCACUUUUUACCUAGGGACCAGUAAACAUCUUUGAUAACUUGGAAUCUUUUUUACUUGAUUGUGAAAUAGAAUCGGAAUGCCUAGGUUCAAACUAUUAGUUGUCAAGCAAUAAUUAAGCAUUAUUAGGAUUAAGCUACUCUAAUGGUACAACAAGUUUAUUUGAAUAUCCAAUAUAUGUAAUUAAAGGAUGGAUAAAAUUAUCAUUAUUAGAGCAGUCAACUCUAGAUACUGUGAUAUUUCGAAUAACAAUUAAUUAGAAUUACCAAAAUGAUAUGGACAUUGGAGAUAAAGAUAUAUAUUUGUAAUAUCAUUAAAGUAGACUUCCAGCAUCAAAUGGAUUUUCAAUAACAACUUACUCUUACAACUUUCCAAGUAUAGAAAAAUACACAAGUUCUAGUACUGAUAUCAUAAAAGAAUUAGGACCAUAAUAUUUUGAGUUGUUAAUAAAAUGGCAUUAUAUUUAAUAUGAGGUUGGAACUAGUAAUAAUGAAGGAUAACCUUUAUUCACAAUUUAUUUUCCUUCUUUAUUACAGAAGAAGAAAACUUUUAAGUGGAGUAGUUAGAUUAAGCAUUUCACAGGAACUAUAAUGUAUUAUUAGGUUGGAGGAGAUUAGUAUUCAAGAAAUUAUAUGGAAGGAUAUAUAAGUGACCUAUAAUUAACAUCUUAUUGUGUAACUCCAACAAUUACCUUAUCCCCUAAUUGCCAUUAUUCUUGUCUCACAUGUGAUGGCCCUAAUAGUAAUAAUUGUUUGUCUUGUCCAAUAGAUAGUCAAAGAAUCUAAUCAGUAACUUAGAAAAUUUGUACUUGCAAAAAGAAAUAUGUGGAUAUUGAAAAUGAACCUAUAUGCAAACCAGUAUCAGAUAUUUUUCCAUUAAUGACUGAAGUAGAAUUGGAAUUAAAAUGUGAUUAUCAAGGUUAUGAUAUUUGCACUGUAGAUAAAAAAGAAUGUUCAUUUGGUUAUUUUUUAUACGACAAUUUUUGUUUAUAAUGGUAUCAUAAUUAAAUAUAUUAUAGUCCUGGGUAUUCAUCUUUUAGUACAAGAAGUGUUAUUCAAUGUUCAAAUUGUUUAUUUUAUCCUGCAACUUUCCCAUAAACAUUUACAUGCUUUUAGGAUACAAUUACUUAUGAAAAUGAUGAAGAUUUCUCUUAUUAUACUGUUAAAAGAUAAGAUAGAGAUAUCGAAUUUUAUAAUGUUGUUCAAAAUUUAAAUGGAAUUUAUGAACUAUCUCUAAAGUAUGGAUUUAAAUCUUCGAAUACAUGCAAAGAGGGAUAUUAUUUAUUCAAUGGCAAUUGUAUUUCUUGUAUCAAAGGAUGUAAGAUUUGCCAGCACGUUUAGGUAUGUCAAAUAUGUUUUACAGGUUAUGUUUUAACUAAAGAUUUUUAAUGUGAUUAAUGUUAAGGUUGUGAAGAUUGCUAUAUUUCGAAUGAAUAAGUGUUAUGUAACACUUGUAAAUUAGGAACUUAUUUGUCAUCAGAAAGUAUUUGUUUAUCUUGUGGGCAGAAUUGCUCUAGUUGUGAUUCAAAUGGAAUCUGCUACUAUUGUGAAGAUCCUUCUAAAUAUUUUUAAACAUUUGAUGGUCAUAAUUGUUUAACAUGUAGUAUUACAAAUUGCAUAUAUUGUUAUUAAUACUACAUUAAAGAAGGGAUUACUUAUACAACACUUGACAUUAAUUAGGAAGUCCUUAAACCUGAAUAACAGCAGUUCUUAAUUGGGUGUGCUCUCUGCUAGCCUAAUCUUUAUUUCAAUUAAGUCACAUUGACUUGCGAAGAAAAACCUAUUACAUUAUCCACUAAUCCAAUUCCUCCAACUGAACCUUCAACAGGAGGUGGUGGUGGAGGAGGAGGAGGAGACUUUUCAAAUUAAAUGGAUGAUUGUACUUUUGGCAUUAUUACAAACUCAUCUGGAGAUAACUUUUGUUUAAUUAGUUUAACAAACAAAAGUGCUAUUCAAAACACAGAUUGCUAAUCAAUCUCAAAUUGUUAACAAUGCAUUGAAGAAUAUAGUCUAACAAUUACAUUUUGCAUAUUAUGUGCUGAAGGAUUUUAUUCAUCAAUAUUAAAUGGGGAAUGUUUGAAAUGUGAUUCUAAUUGCAAGACUUGCAUUCAGUAAAGUUAAACUUAUUAAGAUUAUUGGAAGUGGAAUAUUAAGGCUUAUUAUAAGUACAUUUUUAAUAAAGAUGAUUCGCAUCCUUUUGAGACAUAUGCUGUAUAAACUUUCCAAAAUAAUUUUGAAAUCAUAUGUACUUCCUGUCCUUUAGGAUUUAUGCUAUAUUAAAAUGCAUGCAUCAAAGAUUGUGAUAUUGAAUGUACUUAAUGUGAAAUUAUUAAUGGUGUUGCUACCUGUAUAUAAUGCUUAGAAACUCCAUAUGGCUUUUUAAAAAGUCAAGAUUCAAAUGGAGAAUGUUUAGCUUGUCCUAGUAAUUGUGGAGCAUGCUUAGAAAGAACGAAUAAAGAAAUUUAGCUAUUCAAUCCAUAUUUCUUAUCAACAUAAAAAAAUGAAAAAUAUGCAAGAAUUUGUUAUGAAAAAUUCAAUCUAGAUUCACCAGAAGGUCAAUAUUUUAAUGAUUAAUUGCUUAAGACGAUAACUUUUUGUGAAACUUUCAAUAAAUGUUAUUAUUAAGUUAUUUUGGUUUAAAAUGUUUAUUGUUCUUAUAAUCAUUACAAUACAACAGCAAAUUAACUCUCAGAAUAAAAUCUAAUAGCUUUUAAAAUGAAAAAUAUUUUUAUUGAUGACCUUUUUCAUAAAAAGUAUUUAUCAUCUGUCGAAACUUAAGGAUUGUUUUAAUAUCUUAAUGAAAAAGUAAUCAGAGAAGUUAUUUUUGAAUAUACUUUUAUUUCAAACAACAAUGAAGUUUGUACGAUUCCUUCAUUUUCGCAAUUAUUUUCAAAAAUUUAGUAAAAUGUCUUCUCUGUUUAAACUCUUGAUGUUAAAUUUAUCGGACAGUAAAAUCCAACAACUAUAACUUUAGAAUCCAUAUUAACAUUAAGUAAUUUUACAACUAUUACUUUUCAAAAUAUUUAAUUUGAUACUGCCAAACCAAUCAAUUCAAAUAAUUGGCAAACAGCUAUUUCUCUUGAAAAUACAGCUUUUAGUUUAAAUUUAAUAUUUCAAGACUGUAUUUUUACUACUAAAAAUUCAACUCCAACUCUAUAUGAGUUUUAUUUUCACUCUGAAUAUGGUUACUCGCUUAUCAUGAUUAAUUUAACAAUAAAAGACUUUAAAGUAAUAAAUUCAGAAAUGUUUUCAUUCACAUCAAAUUCUCGAUUCCUACCAAAAAGGUUAAUUGUUUCUGAUUUAAAGAUUAUCAAUUCUUAUUUUUUGCGUACAGAUUUUUUUUUUUUUGAAACAAAAUUAGAUAAUCUUUUAUUUGACAUUCAAAUUUAAAAAAUAAAUAUCACUAAUACAACAUUCGAAAACUCAUGCUUUAUUAAAACAUAAACACAAUUAUAAAAUGAUAUUGGUGUUGUUCUGAUUAAAGAAAUGGAACUAAAAGCAGUUAUAAUUAAAGAAUAAUCUUCACUCCUAAAAAUUCAAGGAGCAUCAUCAUUUUAGCUAAAAGGUUUAAAUAUGCUUGAUAGUAUUAUAUCAUCAAGUUCUUAUCUCUACUUAUGCAAUAUCUUCCAAUUACAGAAUAUACAUAUCAAAAAUGUUACAAUAAUAAACAGUACAAUCUUUAGCAAUGAUGUUGAUUACUCUCAAUCUUAUGACGCUUUAAUAAAUGCUGCUCAAGUGUCAAUUAUUAAUUGUCAAAUAGAGAACGUUUAUUAUAAUAGUCAACAAGCUAUUUUAAAAUUAGUCUAAUUAGAAAAGCUUUCUGAAUUUAAUGUAUCUAUUUAACAAUUUUCAUUACAAAAAAGCUUAAUUACAGUAAAAAUUGAAAAUAAUUAUAUAUCUUAUCAAUAGUCCAUUAUUUAUAUAGAAUGUUAAAUUUGCAUAUUAGAAGAUGUAGAGAUUUUAAGAGGUUAUGGAUUGCCAGAAUUAACAAUUUUAGACUCUCAAAGUAUAUUUUUAAACAACAUAAUUUUUACCUAAUCUAUGCUUUACCAUUCUAAAACACUUCAUUCAUCAGUUGAUUGUAUCUUUAAGUAUGCCUAUGACUAAAUGUUUUUUUUUUUAUACAUAGGAUUAUAUUAAAAUAUCACCAUCAAUAAUUUACAAUUGACUGAUUCUAUAACAUACAAUAACCCAUUCAUAAUUAUUAAAGGUUACGAUCUAAUGGAGAAGAUACAAAAUGAGUUUAUAAGCAUCACCAACAGCAAAUUUGAAUCAAAUAUGUUGAUUAUAACAAAGACUAAUAGAGCUUCCUCAAUUAUACAAUUCUAUUCAGAAUAAAUUUGCAAAAUCAAUUUAAAUAGAGUAAAUUUUAAUUACAAUCAUCUAAAUGAAUAUAUUCAGGAUUUAUCUCGAUAAUCAUCAUCAACUUUAUUUCUCCAAUUAUAAUAAGGAGAAAUCAUAAUUGAAAAUUCAGUUUUUAAAUAGAAUUUAGUUACAAAUGCUACCGAUUCUAUAUUGUAUUUAAAAGCAAUCAAUGUUUUAUUUCAGAAUAUUCAGUUCUACAAAAACAAUAUUUUAUAACUUUCAAUAAUUAAAAGGAAUCUUUUAUUAUUUGAUGACUAUUAAGAAAUAGAUGGUCUGAGUUUAGUAAAUGCAUUUCCAAUUAAUUCAAAAAGUGGAAAUGGCUUAAUAAUUACAAACAUUCUCACUAUAAAUUGCACAUCAGUGGAUAAUUCUUUUUCAUAAUAUGGAGGUGGUUUCUAUAUUGUUGCUUAAGGUACUGGAACUAUCAAUAUUUUAAAUUCUAUGUUUUAAAAUACAUAAACUGCUUUAUCAAGUUCUUCCUUUUCCACAGGAGGUUGUUUAUACAUAGAUGCUUAAUUAUCUAAAUUAAAUCUUCAAAUAGUUUCAACAAGUAUAGAAAAAUCCUUUAGUAGAGUUGAAGGAGGUGGCCUUUAUAUUAUUCCUUCAUAACAAUAAAAUUAAAUUAAUCUGUAAAAUUUAACUAUUAAAAAUUGUUUUUCAAUAAGAUAUAGCUUUUUAUCCUAUUUAUUAUCAAACCUACAGAGCAUAAAUUCGAAUGUUUAGUUUGAUGGAAUUGAAUUUAUCGUUACAUAAGCAGGUUUUAUGAAAUAUUUGUCACUUCUAGAAUCUCCCACUGAGGACGACUUAGAUUCAAUUAGAAAUAACAAUCCUUUAAUUAAAAUAAAAUAUGGAACUGUAAAAAUUGUAAAUUGUAGCUUCAUUUCAACCCAUAUUCAAUUUUUAUUAGAUAUUGAAUAAGCAACCAACAUUUUAUUAAAAGAUAUUACCAUUACCAAUUCAACAAUCUUGUUUUCCCCUUUAAUGCGAUUAAGUUUAAGAUAAUGUAAUAUUUUAUGAAUAUUAAAUAGAAUGGAGUGGAAAUAUUUUAUUGAUCAAUAUUAAAGUAAAUAACGUAAAAUAAUAUUUUAACUAUUCCGAUUCAGAGUGUUUGAUUUCAACAUUUUUAACAAUUUAAUCUUUAACCUGUAAAGUAGGCAUUCCAGAAAUAGAUCCAAUUAUAGAAGAUUAUAAUACAUCUCUUUAAUUAGAAUAUUAAUAAGUGUGUAAUUUAAAUUAAGUCUAUAAAAAUACUACUUAUAAUUUUAGUUUGUUUGAAAUAGAUAACUUGAAUUCAUCUCAUUUUCUUCAAGUUGAAGGUUUGAACUUUAAUUCAAUAUAGUGCAAAUCUUGCUAGUAUGGCAUAUUCAGGAUUAAGGGAAUAUUCGAAACACCUAAUGAGAAUAUUUUGUUUAAUUAGGUUUAGAUUUUUGAUAGUGAAUGUGGUUAAACAGGAUGCCUUUCAUUAAUAUAAUCAGUAGACGAGCCAUUUUUAAGAAGUGAUUUACUUUAAAUUAAUAAUCGAAGAUAGCUUCAAAAACAUGAAUAUACAUAAUUAAUAGAGAAAUUAGAUCAUUAAGCCAUAAUAAUGAAUAGUAAAUUUGUUAAUAAUAAUGCUAUAUAUGGUGGUUCUAUUUUCAUAGUCUAGACAAAAACAAUAUUUAAUAAGUGUUUAUUUUAGAAAAAUAAGGCAGAUUUAGGUGGAGCUAUAUAUUAUUUUUCAAAUUAGUCUUCUAUACUUAUAUUUGAUAGUGAAAUCAUUGAUAAUUCAGCCUAAAUAGCUGGAGGUUUAUAUUUAAAUAAAUAAUAACUUCAAAAAACUGUUUAAUUAGAUGUAUUUUUAUCUAAUAACAAUUCGACUCUUUUUGGAUCAGAUGUUUUUGAGAAUCCAAGAUCAUUGACAAUAUCUGUAGAUGGAGGACAGACCUUCCUAACUAAAAUAAUAGUAAAAAAAAAUGUAAGCACAAUAGUUGAGAGAAUAAUAGUGACUCCAUAUAAGAUAUUGGGUUAAUCAGAAAAAUCUAAAUUUUUAACAUUUCCAUCAGGAAGAAAAAUUUCAACUUAUUAAUAUUUUGACUAAUAUACAUCAGAAUACAUACCUUAUAAUCUAACUUUUAGAAUUAUUGCUUUGAACAAAUAUAACACUCAAGAAAAAAAAUUAGCAGGAUCUACUUGUACAAUCACACCAACAAUAUUGAAUUUUACAAAUGAAGAAAUUAAAUAAGAAUUAAUUGGAAGUUUAUCUUAUAGCAAAGUUAAAUUUAAUGAUCUAAGUGGAGAUUAUAAUCUAGAUGAUUUAACGAUCUACUUUAAUCCAACAUAUGAAGAUGACAUCAUUUUAAGGUUGAAUAUUUAAUGUGAUAUUGUCUCAAUACCAGAAUACUAAGAUACUGCUCCUUAUUUAAUAAAGAAUUAUUUAACAAAUUAUAAUUUGUAAGUAGAUAUCAAAACUUUCUAAUGUUAAUUGGGAGAAUUUUUAAAUACAACUUCUGGAGCUUGUACAUUGUGUGAUAUUAUUUAAAAUUAAUACUAAGUUUAGUGGAGUGCUCAAAGUUGCAGUUAUAAAGAUGACUUAAAAAUGAAAUCAAUAGAAUCUUCUAUGAUUGAAUUAAGAGAGAAUUACUGGAGAGCUUACUAUUAUAGUCAAACUAUUGAACAUUGUUACCAUUUAGUUGAAAAUUGUUAAGGUGGAUGGUCUCCAGGAGAUAAAUCAUGCAUUUUAGGGCAUGUUGGUGCCUUAUGUGAAUAAUGUGACUUAUAUGAUACCAGAGGAGAUGGAUCUUUUUCUGUUAGUUCUUCCUAUUCUUGUGGAAAUUGUGAUUCAAUAGUUGGAAAUGUCUUGACUGUGUUUUUUAUAAGUAUUUGGACACUUAUUUCUAUUUUGAUGUCGGUUACUAGUACUGUUCAAAUGAUUGAAGAAUUUAUAGUGGGUCUUCGACUGAAAGCAUUUGGAGUUACUGUUGUCAUCAAAUAAGCCUCUACUGCUAUUUUAAUUAAAGUCUUUACUAAUUAUUUAUAAAUCAUUUCAACAAUUGCUACAUUCCAAUUACAGGUUCCUUCUGGCCUAGCAUCAAUAGUUAAUAGUGUUGGUAAUCCUAUUGAAUCUAUGGCAUACUCUUUAGAUUGCUUCUUAAUUAAUAUUUCGGAUAUCCUCAUCAUUUAUUUUAGAAUUAUCUGGAGUCUUCUAAUGGCAUCCUCAUAUAUUACAGUAUUCUUUUCUUUAGGAGGAAUGGCAAUUAUUACUAAUUCAAUCAAAUUUAAGUUUUCAUUUAUUACUACGGCACUUAUUUAUGUUUUCAUAUAUUUACAACCAAAUUUAAUUGGAGGAUUAAUCUCCUUAGUUUCUUAUAGAAUAAUUUCAGAUGAAUAUUGGAUUUAAGGCAAUGUUGCCUAUCGUUAUGAUACGUAUCAACAUUUUAAAUGGUUAUUGACUUUUUGCUUUCCAUUAUUAUUUUUCUUUGGAGGUAUAAUGCCAACUUAUUUGUGGUAUGGAGUAAGAAAAAAUAAACAUAGAUUAGACAUCACUAAAGUGAGAUAAAUUUGGGGUUACCUUUAUAAUGAAUAUAAACUACACGCUUAUUAUUGGGAAACAAUUAAAAUCCUUUAAAAAGAAUUAAUCAUUAUAGUAUUAGCAUAUUAUGAGGAUCACAUUCCUAUUAAAGCUUCUCUUGUAUUUUUAGUAUUAUUUGGAUACAGUUUUCUAACUACUGCUAAAAAACCCUACAUGACAGGGGAUCUUAAUUAUUUAGACACUUAAUCAACUAUCGUCUGUGCAGUUUCAAUCAUUUUAGGUAGCUCUAUAUAUACAGCUUAAUAAUCAAAUUUAUAGGAGAUCGUCUGGCCUUUUUAUAUAAUUAUUGGUAUAUUGAAUGCUCUAUUUGUUGUUUAAAUGCUUAUUAAAAUAUUGUUUGCAUAUUUUGUUAAAUUGCAUGAUCAAAUAGAUUAAGUUAAGGAAUUUAUUAUUAGUCAUUUUCCAAAUAUUGUUAGAAGGCACCCAUUCAUAUCCGAGUUAUUUGAAAGUAGAAAGAGAUAAUAGGAUAGAGUUAAAGGAAGGUUUGCAAAAAUAAGAGCAUAUCUCAUAGUUUAAGCUAGAUAGAUAUUAGAGUUUAAAAAGUAAUUAAUAACCAAUAUUUAGAUUAAAUAAUUUAGACAUACCUGCUAGAAUCAAAACUGAAUUAUAAGAUAGUUAAGAGGCUAUAUAAGAAAAAAACGAACAAAAAAGUGGUAUACAUUCUCUCAACAGUCCAGCAUCUAUAUGUCCAUCAGAUAAGUUGGAUUAUAAAGUUGAUGCACAAUUUAAAAAACCUAAAUCCCCUAAAAUAUAUCCAGAAUUCCCAAUACGUUAUAUAUCAUAGGAUAGUUUGAAAUCAAGUUUUCAGCAAUCAUAAAGUUGA
Paramecium sonneborni is the source of this 9445-nucleotide messenger RNA. NCBI's taxonomy places the organism in Eukaryota, Ciliophora, Oligohymenophorea, Peniculida, Parameciidae. The record is from the annotation of a GenBank genome assembly.